This is a messenger RNA of Colletotrichum scovillei, 2808 nucleotides long. Its product is annotated as alternative oxidase. Gene Ontology annotation, cellular component: mitochondrion. Gene Ontology annotation, biological process: alternative respiration. Gene Ontology annotation, molecular function: alternative oxidase activity. The coding region runs from base 803 to 1885 and encodes 360 amino acids. Lineage: Eukaryota; Fungi; Ascomycota; Sordariomycetes; Glomerellales; Glomerellaceae. The record is from RefSeq and is a predicted model, not a curated record. The transcript is spliced from 3 exons.
CUCCUCCGUACGGUCCUCGUCGGUUCCGCCUACGCCCUACGGCGCACUGGCAUCCCUGUCUCCGCGGCCUUUGCAAAUCCAAUCUGCAUUGCUUUACCAACGCCCGCGCCUGCGCCCCCACUAAGACGGCGUUCCCAUCUGUAUCCGUAACAUCGGGACCGGCAAGACGUCAGACGAGAGAAUGCGGAACCAAAAGGCUAAUUGACUUUUUUCCUCUCUCGCUUUUGCACCGCCGUUUACUUGCUGUACCUUAGCGUACCUAUUGUCAGCGGACGGCGUACUCUCGGCGACUUUUCCUGUGACUACCAACGCAUGGAUCACAAGUCUCCCUGAGGCUCUUACACCAGGUUUCUUUCUCUCUAUCCCAUCCCAUGGGGGCUUGGGUGACCCGAUCCCUCUUCGUCGAGGACCCCCUUCCAUUCCUAUUCUUCCUCGUCGGCUUGGGUAAUCACAUCCUCGCCGAUAAUCCAGAAUGGGACGCCCUGACCAUGGCUCAUGCCGUUGUGUAAUGUCUGCCAUCUGACAGGUUUUGCUUGCUGCUCCCCUUCUACCCCCUGCCCCCACACCCACACAGACUCCUCGCCGUAUCAAUAACGACCAUGUAUAACCACCACCCCUCUGAAUGGUAUAUAAGACUCUGGGCCGUGAGCUGUUCCUCAGGCCAUACGACUCUCGUUCCAUCAUCACCAGUAUUCAAGUCCAUUCUUGACAUCACUAUAUCCUGACAUCACUGAGUCACUCGACUUACAUACACAACACCCCGACUUACACCAAAGCAAUCUCCAUUCUCACACCUUUCCCAAUGCUAUCAUCAAGAGCAUCAACCAGACUCUGCGCGCCGAAACAAGCAGCCCAUCUCGCCCGGGCCGCGGCAGCACUCCACAACACCACCACCACAACCUCCUUCGCCGGCCUCCGCAUCACCGCCGCCUCGUUCCAGCAACACCAGCAACAUGUGACCCCCAGCACCAGCCGGUCCUUCUCCACGACGCGAGCGACGCAGCUCCGCGACUUCUUCCCGGCCAAGGAGACGGAACACAUCCGCCUCACGGCGCCGGCGUGGCCGCACCCGGGCUACACGGAGCAGCAGAUGCACGACAUCGUCCCGGACCACCGCGCGCCGCGCACCGUCGGCGACUGGGCGGCGUGGAAGUUUGUCCGGCUCGCGCGGUGGUUCAUGGACCGCGCUACGGGGUUGGGUUCCGAGCAGCAGGUCGACAAGAAGAAUCCCACCACGUCGUUGGUGGCCGAUAAGCCGCUCACCGAGGCGCAGUGGCUGGUGCGGUUCAUCUUUUUGGAGAGUAUUGCCGGAGUCCCGGGCAUGGUCGCCGGCAUGCUCCGCCACCUCGGCAGCCUGCGCCGCAUGAAGCGCGACAACGGCUGGAUCGAGACGCUCCUCGAGGAGAGCUUCAACGAGCGCAUGCACCUCCUGACGUUCAUGAAGAUGUCGGAGCCGGGCUGGUUCAUGAAGGUCAUGAUCCUCGGCGCCCAGGGCGUCUUCUUCAACGGCAUGUUCCUGUCGUACCUCAUUUCCCCCAAGAUCACCCACCGCUUCGUCGGCUACCUCGAGGAGGAGGCCGUGCACACGUACACGCGCUGCCUCUACGAGAUCGACCGGGGGCUGCUGCCCAAGUGGUCCGAUCCGAAUUUCGUGAUCCCCGAUAUCGCGGUGCAGUAUUGGAAGAUUCCCGAGGGCCAGAGGACGAUGAAGGAUCUGAUUUUGUACAUCAGGGCUGAUGAGGCCGUUCACAGAGGCGUAAACCAUACCCUCAGCAACCUCAACCAGAAGGAGGACCCGAAUCCGUUCGUUAGCGAGUACAAGGACGGCGAGAAGCCCAACGCCGCGCUGAGAGCACAGGGAUUCGAGCGUAACGAGGUAAUUUAAACGACUUUUGGGGGUUUCUACUACGACCGCUCGCGAGAUAUCAGCCAUCACCAUUUCUGCUGUACGACCAUUUUUGAUGGCUUUCUUGGGCUACGAAACGUCCAUCUUUACGGAACCACGACACCUUUUCCUUGCGUUUGCUAAAGAAGAAGACGGAAUAGGGAGGCCAGAGAAGGCAAAGAAGAGGAAGAGGAAGAAUAAGACUUGUAAGAAAAGAAGAAGACCGAUGAUACCACUAGACCAGGGACUGGACGGCGUUUUACGGAGUUGCUUUACUGGGAGACGGACAGCGCCCUACUCAUUGUACACUAGAGGGAAAAGGGAUCACAUCGGUCUUUGGGGUUUGGUGAAACUUUUUGAGAUUUCCAACUAUCUUACUUGCCAAAGUUUCUUUGUUUUGAGAAGAGAAAUUCAUAGCUGGACCUCGUGUAGAAAAGAAUUGCAUAUUCAGCCUUGUCAACCAUAUAUUGUUUCAAAACUCAACGGGCAUGGACCAGCAUUUGAAGUCCGAGUACUGACCUAACGGAGAGAUUGGAUAUCGGAGAGACGGGGUCCUUCGACGGAGUCAAAUUGAUGCCGCGUUAGAGAGACAAUCUCAAAUAACAUUGAGAAAUUUCCAAUUUCCCAUUUGGAAGUUGGUGUCGUCGCCCAGAGAGCCGCCGGUGUAAAGACUUGCACUUGCGAGGAUCUUGUCACACUCAGUGGGGAAGGGAACUCAGGAUGUCGGUUUCUUCUCCAGAAUGAUCGACGAAGCACAGCCACUCAAAGGGGUAGGUAAGUAAGAUCUCUGGCGGGGGGUUGUGGCAUUGCCUUCUCGUCUCCAUGGGAUGAACGACGUCUCAUCGGAUGGAAAAAUAAAAAGCCAAAACAAAAAUCCAAUAUGGCUGCCUAGAGUUGAAGGUCUGGGCAUGGCGUGAUCUCCG